Molecule: messenger RNA, 3802 nt
Organism: Impatiens glandulifera
Lineage: Eukaryota; Viridiplantae; Streptophyta; Magnoliopsida; Ericales; Balsaminaceae
Product: protein TOPLESS-like
Exons: 26
Coding region: 166-3570 (1134 amino acids)
Biological process (GO): regulation of DNA-templated transcription
Molecular function (GO): protein binding
Source: RefSeq, a predicted model, not a curated record
CUCUGCACGACGGAGUAGAGAGAGAAAGAAAGUAGAGGGUGAGGGGGGACAUGUAGAGAGAGAAAGCUUUUUUUUUCUUUCUUUUCCGGCGCCGAUCUCCUUCUCCGGUUCAUUUUCAAGAUCUGACCUUUUUUAUUAGCCUGAUCAGAGAAGCUUCGUUUUUAAAUGACAUCCCUAAGUAGAGAACUGGUGUUCUUGAUCUUACAAUUCCUGGAUGAAGAGAAGUUUAAAGAGACAGUUCACAGGUUGGAACAAGAAUCUGGUUUUUUCUUCAAUAUGAAAUAUUUUGAAGAUGAGGUUCAUAAUGGGAACUGGGAUGAAGUUGAGAAAUACUUAUCGGGUUUCACCAAGGUUGAUGACAAUCGAUAUUCCAUGAAGAUAUUCUUCGAAAUUCGAAAGCAGAAGUAUCUCGAGGCAUUGGAUAAGCACGAUAGGCCCAAGGCUGUCGAUAUUCUCGUGAAAGAUCUUAAAGUCUUUUCAUCGUUCAAUGAAGAACUUUUUAAGGAGAUUACUCAGCUGUUGACUCUUGAGAAUUUCAGGGAAAACGAACAGCUAUCAAAGUAUGGCGAUACAAAAUCUGCUAGAGCUAUUAUGUUGGUUGAGCUCAAGAAGCUUAUUGAGGCGAAUCCUUUAUUCCGCGAUAAAUUGCAGCUUCCUGCCCUGAAAAAUUCGAGAUUAAGAACACUCAUAAACCAGAGCUUGAAUUGGCAACAUCAACUUUGUAAAAGUCCAAGGUCGAAUCCAGAUAUCAAAACCCUUUUUGUGGAUCAUUCUUGUGCUCAGCCAAACGGGGCACGUGCUCCAUCGCCAGCGAGCAAUCCAAUACUCGGAUCUUUACCAAAACCGGGAGGAUUUCCACCUUUGGGUGCACAUGGUCCAUUUCAACCAACACUUGCACCAGUCCCGGCUCCGAUUGCUGGUUGGAUGACUAACCCGCCUUCUGUAACCCACCCACCCAUUCCUAAUGGAGCUAUAAAUAUCGGAGGACCAGCCCUGCCAGCUUCUUUAAAGCACCCGAGGACUCCAACUAAUCCCUCUGUGGAUUACCCAUCUAUGGAUUCAGAUCAUGCAAACAAAAGAAGGACAAUAGGAAUACCAGAUGAGGUUAAUCUGCCAGUGAACAUAUUACCCGUGUCUUUUAUGGGCCAUGGACAUGGACAAAGUAUAAGUGCUCCGGAUGAUUUGCCGAAGAAUGUUGCUAGGGUUUUGAAUCAAGGGUCUGCUCCAAUGAGCAUGGAUUUUCAUCCUAUUCAACAAACUCUACUCCUAGUUGGCACCAAUGUUGGUGAUAUUGGACUAUGGGAAAUUGGCUCAAGGGAAAGAUUGGUUCAAAGGAACUUCAAAGUUUGGGACCUAAGUGCAUGUUCUGUGACACUGCAGGCUGCUUUAGUUAAGGAUCCUGGUGUAUCAGUUAACCGCAUUAUGUGGAGUCCUGAUGGUUCUAUGUUUGGAGUGGCGUACUCGAGGCAUAUUGUACAAAUACAUUCUCAUCACGGAGGAGAUGAUGUGCGACAACAUCUCGAGAUUGAUGCCCAUGUUGGCGGAGUAAAUGACCUGGCGUUUUCGCAUCCGAAUAAGCAACUCUGUGUCAUAACCUGUGGGGAUGAUAAGACCAUCAAAGUAUGGGAUGCGACGACGGGUGCGAAACAAUAUACUUUUGAAGGUCACGAGGCUCCGGUGUAUUCAGUUUGUCCUCAUCAUAAGGAAAACAUUCAGUUCAUAUUUUCGACGGCUAUGGAUGGAAAAAUAAAAGCGUGGUUAUAUGACAAUUUGGGAUCUCGAGUGGAUUACGAUGCACCUGGUCGCUGGUGCACCACAAUGGCUUACAGCUCUGACGGAACGAGGCUAUUUUCGUGUGGAACAAGCAAAGAUGGGGAAUCGCAUAUUGUUGAGUGGAAUGAGAGUGAAGGCGCAAUAAAGAGAACCUAUCAAGGUUUCCGCAAACGUUCAUUAGGAGUAGUGCAAUUCGACACGACAAGAAACAAGUUUCUGGCUGCGGGAGAUGAUUUCUCCAUUAAGUUUUGGGAUAUGGAUAAUGUUCAACUCCUCACAAGCAUCGAAGCUGAAGGAAAUCUCCCGGCUAGCCCACGAAUCCGGUUCAAUAAGGAUGGCUCAUUGUUAGCCAUCUCUGCUAAUGAGAAUGGAAUCAAAAUUUUAGCUAAUUUUGAUGGUCUCCGUCUUCUUCACAAAUUUGAAAACGUCUCUUUCGAAACUUCAAGAGCAUCGGAAGCGGCGAAGCCUACGAUAAAUGCAAUAUCAUCAGCUGUCGCUGCUGCCGCCGCCACAACUAGUUCUGGACUUGCUAUAUCUAGCAUGAAUGUGGAUACUAGAAAUUUGGGAGAUGUGAAACCUAGAAUUACCGAAGAAUCAAACGAUAAAUCUCAGAUUUGGAAACCAACCGAAAUUAGCGAAGCUUCCCAGUGCAGAUCGCUGAAGCUACCCGAACAUUUGAGGGUAAACAAGAUUUCGAGGUUGAUAUAUACAAACUCGGGAAAUGCGAUAUUGGCAUUAGCCUCGAAUGCGAUUCAUCUUCUUUGGAAAUGGCAACGAAGUGAUCGAAAUACAAGUGGAAAGGCAACGGCUAGUUUUUCCCCGCUAAUAUGGCAACCUUCGAGUGGAAUUAUGAUGACCAAUAAUGUCUCGGAUAGUAGCCCCGAGGAUUCGGCUCCUUGUUUUGCUCUGUCUAAAAAUGAUUCAUAUGUUAUGUCGGCUUCAGGCGGAAAGAUUUCUUUGUUCAAUAUGAUGACGUUUAAGACAAUGACGACGUUCAUGCCUCCGCCACCAGCAGCGACGUUUCUUGCUUUUCAUCCUCAAGAUAACAAUAUAAUUGCUAUUGGAAUGGACGAUUCAACUAUACAAAUAUAUAAUGUUCGGGUGGAUGAGGUUAAAAGCAAGCUCAAAGGUCAUUCUAAGAGAAUCACUGGUCUUGCCUUUUCACAUGUGCUGAAUGUUCUUGUUUCAUCAGGAGCAGAUGCCCAGCUUUGUGUAUGGAACUCCGACGGAUGGGAAAAGCAAAAAAACCGAUUCCUUCAGAUACCGACAGGAAGGACACCUACGGCACAAUCAGAUACUCGUGUACAGUUUCAUCAGGACCAAACGCAUUUCCUCGUAGUACAUGAGACUCAGCUCGCAAUUUACAAUGCAGCCAAACUUGAAUGUGUAAAACAGUGGAGCCCACGUGAAUCAGCUGCUCCGGUAUCACAUGCGACAUUUUCAUGCGAUAGCCAGUUAAUCUACGCAUGCUUCUUGGAUGGGUCGGUUUGUGUAUUUGUUGCUACGUCGCUCAGAAUUCAAUGUAUUAUCAGUCCUAACGCAUAUCUUUCGCCUAAUAACAGUAAAUCAUUGAAUGUGCAUCCGUCAGUGAUAGCCGCACAUCCUCAAGAACCGUAUCAGUUUGCGUUGGGUCUAUCGGAUGGGUGUGUUCAUGUGAUCGAGCCUCUUGAAUCGGAAGGUAAAUGGGGAGUGUCCCCGUCGGUUGAGAAUGGACCAGCAACUACCACCUUAGCACAGCCACAACCAAGUGCUGGUGCUUCCACCUCAGAUCAGCCUCAACUUCAGCCUCAAAGAUGAUGAUGAUGUUUAGGAUUUUUACUCAUAUUUCUUUCAUCUUCAAAUUCCUUCCAUCCCAAUCAGACAAACCAUAAUACUCUCUUCUUCCUUUUUGUGGUUGAAUUGUUUUAUUAACUUAAAUUAAUUGAUGAUUGAAAAAGGCAGUUGUAGAUCUAACAUGUUUAUUAUGUAGAAUUUAGCUGUAAGAUUAUUAAUCUUUGUUUGGAUUCAAUAUCAUAAACUACAUGCUGCU